Molecule: messenger RNA, 980 nt
Organism: Apodemus sylvaticus (European woodmouse)
Lineage: Eukaryota; Metazoa; Chordata; Mammalia; Rodentia; Muridae
Product: protein FRG2-like
Exons: 4
Coding region: 1-687 (228 amino acids)
Source: RefSeq, a predicted model, not a curated record
AUGGAUUCAGAAACCCCCAAUCCAGUCUCUUCCUGUCAACCACUGGACCUCCCUACCGGGCCACAGAGCACCUCUGAGAGGAGGAUAUCAGGAUCAGAACCAAGUAAAAAUGAACAGAGUUCCAGUCAAUCAGAAAGCAAUUCCAGAAAGCACACUCAAGAAUCGGCUCCAAUGGUGGAAACACCCAGGAAAAGAAGACACUCUUCCAAGGACUCCAGCCAUGUCAGAAGAGGAAACGAGGACAGCUACCACAGGAAGAAGAGACACAGGACUUCAGUAAAGAAGCCUGAGCCAAAAGCCAAGGGUCACCAAGAUGGACUAUGCCAUUGCCCAGAACCUCAGGGCACAGAGCCACCACCAAUUCGGAAGAACCUGGUGAACUUUCUGCGGGGGAAGUCUGAGGAGAUUUACAGAGACACAGUCCAGAUGCAGGCCCAGCAGCAUGGGUCCCUGCUCAGCCCCGAGCAGCUCUCUCAGCUCAGACAGCUCUCAGAGUCUCUGACUGCCAUGGUGCACACCUUCUACAGCCUGGCCAACCAGGCAGGCUUUGCCUUCCCUGCUGAGGGCUGGCUGGUCCCAGCCCUCACACCUGCCCCUCAGGAGCUGUCUGGCAAGGGAUCUCAGAGUGCUUCUGUGGAGGGAGGAGAGAAGAUUCCAGGUCCUGUCAGCUCAUCAGACAGGUCCUGAGCCAAGGCCGUGAGACCCUCCUAAGCAGAGUCACACUCUGAGAGCACAAAGGACCACUGCACCUCCCCGUCUACACAGCCUGUGGCAUUCACCCUCUCUGUGAACACGUGACAGGCUCAUCGACGAGAAGAAGAGUUUGCAGUGCUUACUGUGGAUUGUGAACUGUGUCUCACUGGGAUCUGGGAGGCGAGUGCUAAAUGCAGUCAGUCCUUGCUUUCUUUGGAUAUUUUACUCAAGUGUGUGUUGGAUUUGUAUAUUUAUAUUGUAGAGUGUGGCAAAUAAUAUUGAUUUAC